AUAGUUUAUUACCAUGGGCGUGUCCAGACAUCCAAACGUUUCCCGGUAAUUUAGACGACAGCUAGCAAAAGGCAUUGCAUGUGAGAGGGGCUAGCUGGAAUGGAUCCAAAGAAGCCUCGUUUCCCAGGCCUCCCUGGUGCGACCCGCUUGCCUUGGCUGCAGCAGCAGGCAUGGGGGCGAGGACUGCGGUCAGAUGAGCCAGCAAUAGGACGAGCCAGAGGCCUGCUGUUUGCAGCAGAUGGGUCUGCUGGCUUAGGACGAGCCAGGGGUUUCACCACCCCUGGUGAUACACCGCUUAUGCAGUACGGGAGAGGAGUGCCCUUCCCAGUGAGCGAGCCCUCCAUUGGCUUUGCCAGGGGGAUACCCAUGCCUACAUCAGAAGAUGGUGGACUUAGCCGCGCUAGAGGGCGGCUUCUCUCGACAGCUGAGCCGACAGUAGGUGUGGCAAGAGGGGCACCCCUUCUUGGUUUGGGGCCUCACCCCGGACAAGCCCCUCCAGGUCAGCCUGAAGAGAUGCCAAGUCUGCAGGCAGAAGAGGAAGUAGUAACCAAGCAGGUGGACAUGCCCACCCAAGGCCAGGGGUCGUCGCUGGUGUCCAUGUUCAGAGGCUUGGGGAUCGAGCCCUCAAAGACCUGGGGCAGGGGAGCGCCGCCAGUGGGGAGGGGUGCUUUUGGAGCAGAGCUCAAACCACAGACAGCCCCUGUUGGAGCGGUGGCAGUCGCCGGCCCGAGUGGAGACGGAUUCCCUGAGGACAUGAUGGGCCAAGGUAGCAGCUUCCUUGGCCGAGGUGUACCAUCUCAGAUGGUAGGAGUGGGGCAAGCAUCGAUGCCCCUCUUGGGUACUGGAAGGGGGCCCACUGUGCCCCCUGCUCUCCCUCCUUGCCCUAUCCCUUCCCAUCCUGUCUCCCCCGAUGCCCCUCUUCCCCCUCCAGCCCCACCCAACGAGGCCCACAUGACUCCAGGUAGCUCUCCAACCAAGGGAAAAAUUAAGAUGGAGGCCACCUGUGAAACAUUGCACAAGACUGGUACCAAAGGAACACCAUUGGCCAUAGGCUCGAACCACAUCACCAUUCGCUGCAGGAACGAGGCAGUCUAUCAGUACCAUGUCACUUUCAUUCCCAAUGUGGAGUCGAUGGGUAUGCGAUUUGGCAUGAUGAAGGACCAUCGCCCCACCACUGGGGAGGUUGUUGCGUUUGACGGCUCAAUUCUCUACCUCCCUGUGAAAAUGGAAGAGGUGGUUCACCUGAAGAGUGAGAGACGAACUGACAACCAGGAGGUUGACAUCAAGGUCCAGAUGACUAAGAUCCUGCCACCCAACUCUGACCUGUGCAUCCCCUUCUACAACGUGGUGCUGAGAAGGGUAAUGAAGAUCCUGGGACUGAAGCUUGUGGGGCGGAAUCAUUACGAUCCAAAAAGCGCAGUCAUACUUGGGAAACAUCGGCUGCAGGUGUGGCCAGGUUACUCGACGUGCAUAAAGCACACUGACGGAGGCCUGUACCUCCAGGUGGAUGUGUCCCACAAAGUGCUGCGAAAUGACUCUGUCCUCGACUGCAUGAACGUGAUCUACCAGCAAAGCAGGGAGAGCUUCCAGGAUGAGUGCACCAAAGAGCUGAUCGGCAGCAUUGUCAUCACCCGAUACAACAACCGCACCUACCGCAUCGACGACAUUGAGUGGGGCAAGUCCCCCAAAGACACCUUCACCAUGGCCAAUGGCUCCACGACCACUUUCGUUGAGUACUACAGCAAAAACUACGGCAUCACCAUAAAAGAGAUGGACCAACCAAUGCUUAUCCAUCGACCCAAAGAGAGGUCCAAGCCUGGGGGAAAGCAAGUCAUAACUGGCGAGAUCCUGCUUCUGCCUGAGCUCUCCUUCAUGACUGGAAUCCCUGACAAAAUGAGAAAGGACUUCCGCGCCAUGAAGGACCUGACGAUGCACAUCAAUGUAAGUAGUGAGCAGCACACUCACUCCCUGAAGCAGCUCCUGAAGAACAUCAACACCAACCCAGAGGCCCAGACGGAGCUGGCACGCUGGGGCCUGGAGAUCAGCCAAGACAUCCUGGUGACUACAGGAAGAAUUCUGCCCCUGGAGACCAUCUGUCUGCAGUCAGCGUCCUUUGUCACCGGAGCUGAUGUCAGCUGGUCCAGGGAGGUUAUCAGAGAUGCUUCCAUCAGUUGUAUCCCCAUGAACUGCUGGGCCAUUUUCUACCCGUGGCGCUGUGCCGAGCAGGCCGAGGAGCUAGUGUCCUGCUUUGGGAAGGUGGCCGGACCCAUGGGCCUGAGGCUGGAUCGCCCCAUCCGCGUGGAGCUGAGGGACGACCGCACCGAGACCUACGUCAAGAGCAUCCACUCCCAGCUCACUAGUGAACCCAACGUGCAGUUGGUAGUGUGCAUCAUGACAGGCAACAGAGACGACCUCUACAGUGCCAUCAAGAAGCUGUGCUGCGUCCAGAGUCCCGUGCCCUCUCAGGCCAUUAACAUCCGGACCAUCUCCCAACCCCAAAAGCUGAGGAGCGUUGCCCAGAAAAUCCUGCUGCAGAUGAACUGCAAACUGGGGGGAGAGCUGUGGACCGUGAACGUCCCUCUGAAACAUCUGAUGGUGAUUGGAGUGGACGUCCAUCACGACACCAGCAAGAAGAACAGAUCAGUCAUGGGCUUCGUCGCCAGCCUGAACAGCCUGCUGACUAGGUGGUACUCCAGAGUGACCUUCCAGAUGCCCAAUGAGGAGAUCAUCAAUGGGUUCAGGGUGUGUCUGCUGGCUGCACUGCAGAAAUACUACGAGGUGAACCAUAACUUCCCGGAGAAGAUUGUGGUAUACCGGGACGGUGUGUCUGACGGCCAGCUGAAGACGGUGGAGCUGUAUGAGAUCCCUCAGCUGCUGAAGUGUUUCGAGACGUUCCCUAACUAUGAGCCCAAGCUGGUGUUCAUCGUGGUACAGAAACGCUCCAGCACCAACCUGUACUCCUGCUCCGGAGGCCGCUUUGGAACACCUCCGCCAGGAACUGUCCUGGACCACACAGUCACCAACAGGGAAUGGGUUGACUUCUACCUGAUGGCGCAUCACAUUCGACAGGGCUGUGGCCUGCCUACACACUACAUCUCAGUCUACAACACAGCAAACCUCUCCCCAGACCACUUGCAAAGGCUGACCUUCAAAAUGUGCCACAUGUACUGGAAUUGGCCCGGGACUAUCCGAGUGCCAGCGCCGUGCAAGUAUGCCCACAAACUGGCCUUCCUGUCGGGCCAGUACCUCCACUCAGAGCCGGCUAUCCAGCUGGCAGACAAGCUCUACUUCCUCUGAUGUGUGCCUCCAUAGCCUCAGCCCCCCUAGAAGGAGCACACCAGUCUGCAGAACAAUUAACAGGUCGCAACAGAGCAAGCCGUGAAGAAGAAAAAUGGAAGGAGGAAAAUAAAUUAGAAAAAGGGGAGGCUUUCAGAUUGACUUUUGGAUCAGAUAAAACCAAAUUUUUGUUUUGUUCAGCAGCCAGUGUUCUCAUGGUAAGAUGAAUCAUUGUCCGACAUAGACA
Molecule: messenger RNA, 3523 nt
Organism: Coregonus clupeaformis (lake whitefish)
Lineage: Eukaryota; Metazoa; Chordata; Actinopteri; Salmoniformes; Salmonidae
Gene: piwil2
Product: piwi-like RNA-mediated gene silencing 2
Exons: 23
Coding region: 100-3297 (1065 amino acids)
Biological process (GO): regulatory ncRNA-mediated gene silencing
Cellular component (GO): P granule
Molecular function (GO): piRNA binding; protein binding
Source: RefSeq, a predicted model, not a curated record